GUCGCCCGCUUGCUCGUCCAGCUCGAGCACUCCUUGGCACUGUUCCCCCAUCCAUUACGACGACUCGAACGCAUACACGCACGCAUACACGCACGCGAUGGCUCACAGAUCAGGAAUUGCUACACCCUCAUCCCAAAUGGCUGGCCCUUCGGAUCUGCGAAGGCGCGCCUUCAUGCCUGGGAUUGCAGCAGCGCCCGGAGGACCGCCUUCGCCCACCUUGUCCGCCACCACGCACGCAUCCACCGCCUUUGCUGGGCAAGACUCUUCUCUGCGACCUCGCUUAGUGGUGACGCGCGCGGAUAUGAGGGCAUCCUUGUCGGCCUACGACGAGCUGCUUCAAGCCAGCAAAGCGUACACUUCGGCCAUGCUGGCCAUGAGCCACGCAUCGGCUGGCAUGGCAGCUGCCAUGGAGACGUGCAGCCGCGUAAAGGGAGCUCACGAGGCGGGCAGCGGCUUGCAAGCAGCUGCGGGUCUGCACCACUUGCUGGCCAACUCUCAGAGCUUGCUGGCAGAUGUGCUGUGGAGAGAUUUCAGCAUCCCACUGCUGGAGCACUACGAUGCCUAUCGCGCUGGCACUGCGGACAGGCAAGUGGCGCACGAGGCAGAGAUUCGCGCAAAGAGCAAGAUUUUGGGCGAAACGGAAGCUAGAAAUAUGCGCACGGGAAGGCGCAAGGAGCGCGACCUGAACAGCUUCAGGAGGGCGUUGGCAGAGUUGCAAUCGCAAGUGGAUGCGCUGGACGAGGUAAAGAGCAGCUACUACCACGAAGUCCUCGAAGGCGAAGAAGAGGUUUGGGGCUUCAUCCACCAGAAGAUCGCACACUUGCUGAGAUCGCAAUUGGAGAUCCACGAGCGCAUCUCUUCCAAAGGCCUGUCUGACCCUGUACUCGAGAAUAUGCUCUCCACGGUUCCGGAUCCCUUUUCAGCCUAUGGGCCAGCCAAGACGGAGGAUCAGAUUUUCAGCGUCUUGGCACCAGGCAGUCUAGGCAUGGUGCAGGGCACAGAGAGCGAGAGCGAGAAUGAGGUCGGGGCAGCACUUGCUGCCGGUCUCAGGUCGCCGAACCUGUUGAGCCCCAGCACCCCAGCUAAAGGCUUGCCCAGGGGAAUCAGCGCAGCCAGGUCCAAGAAGGAGGAGACGUCCUCUGCCAGUCCAGAAGGCGUGAGCGCGGGUAUAGCACAGCCAGUCGGGCUCGGUCUUGUGGCCGAUCAGCUGGCAAACAGGGGCGGCGCUACUGGCCCGCAGGUUGCGGAUGCCGAAGAUGGCGACCUCUUUGACAAGGACGAGACGGAACUGGACGACAAUGCAGACGUCGACAUUUUCGGUGGAGCCGUGUCUCCCCGCGCUUAUGCUCAAGCGCAACACGCGCACUCUACCAGCAUCGCCACGCGCCUCAAGCACUCUCUCAGCAUCAUCGAGGAGACUUCUGCCGGUGGUCCAAAAGGAGCGACGCCAGUAGGGUCCGAAGCUGGAGGCGAAGGUACCAAACAGAGCGAGUCGGAUGACAACAGCGCUGCCACGGCUGACAACAGCUUUCAAAAGUGACCCUCUACGAAAUCGACGAAUGUGACGUAGACGAGUUAAUGACGCAUGAUUUGCUAAUCUACACGUGUAAAGGUCUAUCGAAUUGCCAGUGCUGCGCGAGCUCGUGUGGCUGCACCCCUCGCCGCUUUCACAAAGGCUGCAUCUCUCGCUUUUGCCUGUUUCGCCAAGGCUGCUCUGGCUUGGAACGCAGAGAGUGGUGGCUGGCUGACUGUCGGCGCCGGCGUGCUUGUGAGGGACAGCUGCACGAGCUUGGCGAUGGCGUCUGAGAACGUUGUGCGACGCGCAUGCUCAUCCACAUGCCGGGCGGUGUUUCGUCGGGAGUACAAAGGGGCUUGGUGUUGGACCCGUAGCACGCACGCAACUAGCGUAUUUUGCCCUCCAAGACGCUCAUUGGCACAAGCUCGGACAACACUUUGGAAAGCCAGCAAAUUCGCGUCAAAGGUGGCACGAUCCAUGCUCUCGAUGAGGAGCGAGGUGGAAAGCAUUUGGAGGAGGUGCGC
Molecule: messenger RNA, 2040 nt
Organism: Ceraceosorus guamensis
Lineage: Eukaryota; Fungi; Basidiomycota; Exobasidiomycetes; Ceraceosorales; Ceraceosoraceae
Exons: 2
Coding region: 137-1540 (467 amino acids)
Biological process (GO): vacuole fusion, non-autophagic
Cellular component (GO): fungal-type vacuole membrane
Molecular function (GO): phospholipid binding
Source: RefSeq, a predicted model, not a curated record